GCUGUGUCGAAUGCACUCUUCACAUUUCGUCGAUACGAUAUGUGGACAACACCACUCUCUCUGCUAAACCCAAUUGAGCGAAGGCGUCCAAGCUAGGGUCUCCUCCCAAUCGGUUGCAUUUCCACCUCCUUUCCAGAACAUUGAACCCAAAGAUUGGGGAAAUCUUGCGAAAUUCUCGCUCCUGAUUCCCUGUUCGGGGAAACGCUACUGGUCAUCCAUUUUCACGGCCUGUGCCAAGGGAGGGCGAAGAUGGGGAUCAGGGGAAGAACCCCGAGCUAGGGCUCUCCCAGCAGGGCGACUUGCCCAGCCCAUUGAAGCUGCUGCAUGAUCAAAACCCCGAAUCGAUUUGCAAAUUAGCAGUCGAUGCGCGACGCCAGGUCGCUUCCACCUACAUAAAAGGCACGUCACUCGACCAGAGCCGAAUUGGACUCGAAAGAUUCUUUCUUUCCCUUUCGCCCGCUGUGCUGUAUAGCUUCUUGACAUGGCCAAGACGCAGGGCCCCGUUGUGGCGGGCGUGGCCAUCGCCUUUGCCGUGUUGACCUUUAUCGUUCUUUGUCUGCGGUUAUUUGCCCGGCUCUUCGUGUUGAAGCGGAUGGGACUGGAUGAUUAUCUGAUUAUCGUCGCUUGUUUGCUUUCAUGGGCUUUCACAGCGGUGACAAUAGUUGCCGUCCAAUAUGGCAUGGGCAAGCAUAUAGAUGAAGUCGACCAAGAUGGUCUCAUUACCUACGCCUUUGUCGUCUGGCUAAGCUCGAUGUUCUACCUCGCCUGUCUAGGCUUCAUCAAAACCUCGGUCUGCUUCUUCUACACUCGACUGGGCGAUAAAGCCUUGACUCGAUUGUCGGUUGUAAUGAUGUGCGUGGUGGGAGGUCAAGCAACGGCGUUUGUCCUGACGGCGGCCUUUCAAUGCAAACCGAUCCCCAAAGCGUGGAAUCCCAGUCUCGAAGGCCAGUGCGUGGACAUCAACGUCUUCUACCUCGCCAACGCGGCCCUGAACAUCGUCACCGAUUUAUUGACCUACACACUCCCUAUCCGGGUGAUCCUCCACCUCCAUAUGCCAUACAAACAAAAGCUGGCAUUGGGAUUCAUUCUCUGCCUGGGUCUAUUCGCCUGCGUCUCCUCCAUUAUCCGCAUCACCUACAUCCCAGCUAUGCUCACCUCCGCGGACUCCACCUACGCCAUCAGCGGCGCAAUGUACUGGUCGUCCAUCGAGAUCAACGUUGGCAUCCUGGCGUCCUCCAUCCCCUCGUUCAAAGCGAUCGCCUCGCGCUUCCUCCCUCGCUGGAUCGGCGAAUACUCCUCCAACAAAGGCUACGGCGGCUGGUCGAGCAGCAACAACAACGCUGCCAAGCGGUACGGGUCCGGCUUCUCCAAGCCGCGGCCGCCCGAGUACGGGAUGAGUGUGCUACAGAGCUGCGCCGAAACGGAGACGAUCGCAGGGACACAUAUCGAGCGGAACGGAAGCGAGGACCGUAUCGUGAUCCCCGCGGGCAAGAUCAUGGCCCAGACAGAGAUCGAGACGAAUGUGGAGGUCAGCCCGGUCUAUUUGCGGUCGUCACCUUCCUUUGAUCUUCCGCGGUGAUGAUUUAUUGUACUGUACAUUAUACUAGACCUGUCCAUAUGUCAUGCAUAGACUACGUU
Aspergillus homomorphus CBS 101889 is the source of this 1638-nucleotide messenger RNA. RefSeq lists its product as uncharacterized. The record is from RefSeq and is a predicted model, not a curated record. Bases 482 to 1579 code for a protein of 365 amino acids. Lineage: Eukaryota; Fungi; Ascomycota; Eurotiomycetes; Eurotiales; Aspergillaceae. The transcript has 6 exons.